AUGAAGGUACUCGAGAUAGACGCCAAAUGGCAGGCCGAGCUGGCGGAAAUCACCCGGGCCGUGUCGAAAAGCCGCAAGGUUGUUGUUCUGACCGGUGCGGGGAUCAGUUGUAACGCUGGGAUCCCCGAUUUCCGCAGCAGCGAUGGGUUGUACAACCUGGCCAAGCGCACAGACAAGCAAAACACCAUCGUCAAGGGAAAAGAUCUGUUUGACAUCUCGCUGUUCAGAGACGACGAGUCGAUCACGCUGUUUUGUCGGUUUAUGCAGCAACUCUAUGCCAGGACGUGCGAGGCACGUCCGACAAAGACCCAUUGGUUCAUCCAAAGGUUGAAACAGCACAACAAGCUGCUCCGGUGCUAUACACAGAACAUUGACGGUUUGGAAAGACACUGCGAGCUGAACACGGGGGUGGAUACCAACUGGAAGAAUCUGGACGUUGUUCAGUUGCAUGGAGAUCUAAACAGACUGAGCUGCACAAUGUGUUACCAGACGUUUGCAUGGGACGAGGAGAACAGUGCUCUUUUACAAGACGGGGAGCUGCCCGAGUGUCCAACGUGUUUGGUGAAAUUUAGAGAAAGAGAGGAGCAAGGAAAACGUGCCACCAGGACCUC
This is a messenger RNA of Ogataea philodendri, 611 nucleotides long. RefSeq lists its product as uncharacterized. The record is from RefSeq and is a predicted model, not a curated record. The transcript has a single exon. Lineage: Eukaryota; Fungi; Ascomycota; Pichiomycetes; Pichiales; Pichiaceae. Gene Ontology annotation, molecular function: NAD+ binding. The annotation marks the transcript as partial.